UUCUCUAGUAGUAAAUUCGUUUACAACUCUGAAAUGAAAAAAAUGAACAGUAUUCCUACAAAUUUGGCCAUGCCAAAAACCCUAUCGGAAAGCUGUUAGGCUUGAUAAGGGUAUCAUCGGAAUAUUCAAAUCUCAACCGGUAUAUAUAUAAAAGACGCACCCACACUUCGUGUCCAAGACAGAACACCACAUCCGUGUCUGAAACGCAUCAGACUCCAAAAACGCUAUGGAGCAAAGUGAACUCGGCGAUUCGCAUUCCUGCGGAGGAUGUAGCCGGAACGAUGAGAUUAUUUCUGUCGAAGCUCCGGCGCGGUUGGAUACAUUGCCGGAAGAUUGCAUCUCGAUGGUGGUUUCUCAUACAUCGCCGCGAGAUGCUUGCGUUGUGGCUUCGGUUUCGAAAACGGUUAAGUCAGCGGCUGGAUCGGAUUUGGUUUGGGAGAAGUUUCUUCCUCAGGACUACUCAUCUCUUGUUCCUCGAUCGGUAGAUUUCUCGUCGAAGAAGGAGAUUUAUAUGUCUCUCGCUGAUGAUUCCGUUCUGAUCGACGACGGCAAAAAGAGCAUUUGGUGGGAGAAAGGUAGUGGGAAGAAGUGUUACAUGUUAUCUGCGAUGGAUUUAAAUAUCAUUUGGAUUGAUCGUCCUCUUUAUUGGAAAUGGAAUACCGAUCCUGAAUCUAAGUUUGAGAAAGUAGCGGAGCUUCGUCACGUGUGUUGUUUCAGGAUUCGGGGCAAGAUAAGUUGUGGAAUGUUGUCCAAAGGGACACACUACUUGGUCUACUUAGUGUUCAAGAGAACAAGCGGUGGAUCAGUUGGUUUCGAAGAGACGCCCAUGGAAGCUCAAGUCGGGUUUGUGGGGAAAGAAUCUAGCAAAUCGUUUGUGUUACUCGAACCAAGCCGCCGUGGUUAUCGUUACUCGUGUGUUUGGCGCAGACCGGUGUAUAGAGAGUUCAGGACGGGACGUCCAAGGGAAGGAGUUAGAGGAGAGAGGGAGGCUGAUGGGCAUGUGGAGGAGCCCAAGGAGAGAGGAGAUGGUUGGAGUGAAGUGAAGCUUGGGAACUUUUACAUUAGCGAUGGUGGUUGUGAUGAUGAUGGUGAUGAGAUUGAGUUUGCUAUUAUGGAGCCUCGGAAUAGUGAAAUGGGACAAAGGAAAAGUGGUUUGAUUUUCCAGGGAAUUGAGAUAAGGUCAUUGCCAAAUCAUCAAAUUCUGACAAUAUCUGAUUUGAAGUAUCAACAGAGUUUAAAGCUGUUGUAUUGACUGCUUCA
Molecule: messenger RNA, 1260 nt
Organism: Brassica napus (rape)
Lineage: Eukaryota; Viridiplantae; Streptophyta; Magnoliopsida; Brassicales; Brassicaceae
Product: F-box protein PP2-B1-like
Exons: 3
Coding region: 227-1252 (341 amino acids)
Molecular function (GO): protein binding
Source: RefSeq, a predicted model, not a curated record